Messenger RNA from Neoarius graeffei (lesser salmon catfish), 2626 nucleotides. It is a transcript of the gene bag1, whose product is annotated as BCL2 associated athanogene 1. The coding region runs from base 36 to 662 and encodes 208 amino acids. Gene Ontology annotation, biological process: protein stabilization. Gene Ontology annotation, cellular component: nucleus; cytoplasm; cytosol. NCBI's taxonomy places the organism in Eukaryota, Metazoa, Chordata, Actinopteri, Siluriformes, Ariidae. The record is from RefSeq and is a predicted model, not a curated record. Gene Ontology annotation, molecular function: protein-folding chaperone binding; adenyl-nucleotide exchange factor activity. The transcript is spliced from 7 exons.
AUCCGGCGUCCUUGCCGGUUAGCUGCUGUUGGUGUAUGGAGAUGGCGGACAGUGCAGUUACAGUGACAGUUGCUCAUGCAAGCUCCAAACACAACAUCACACUCACAGGACAGGAUGGAAAUGAACCUACACUUAAAGACCUGUCAGAAACUCUGGCACAAGCCACUGGGGUACCACAAGCUUCUCAGAAAAUAAUAUUUAAAGGAAAAUCUUUGAAGGAAAUGGAGGAAAGUCUGUCCAGCCUUGGAAUAAAGCAAGGAUGUAAACUUAUGAUGAUUGGGAAAAGGAAUAGUCCAGAGGAGGAGGAUGAACUGAAAAAGCUGAGAGACAUCGAGAAGCGUGUGGAGCAAACAGCCAAGAAGUUGGAGAAAGUCCAUGGUGAACUGACCGGAUUAAAAAAUGGCAUUUUAGCAAAGGAUCUACAGGCUGAAGCUCUUAAUAAACUGGACCGCCGAGUAAAAGUGGCUGCUGAACAGUUUAUGAAGAUCCUUGAGGAGAUUGAUGGCAUGACUGUGCCUGAGAAUUUUAGCGACUGUAGGAUGAAGAAAAAAGGACUUGUCAAAACUGUACAGGGGUUCCUUGCUCAGUGUGACAAGGCUGAAGCCGGCAUAUCGGAUCAUCUGGCAAAGAUUCAGAACAAAAAUCUCGCCCUGACUGAGUAGUAGGAAGACGUUAACAUCAGCGAUUACGUUAUUUGCUCUGUGAGCAACUGAGGAAGGAUCAGUACUGAGCUUCAGUACUGGAGCAGGUUCAACUAUGUUUCUUUAUGUAUACGUCCUUUAAAGGGCAGCUUAAAACCUGUCCCAGUGAUCUGGAGGUUAAAAGGUAAAAUGGAAAAAUGCAAAAAAAAAUUCAGCAGCAGCGUCAUGCUGAAAUUCAGAUUGGUCUAAUGUUCGACAUUUGUUUCUUUAAACAAUGUGGGUAAGGACAUGUACACUGCACAGGUAGUGGGUCUUUUAUAACCAUUUUAAUUACAAGGUACAGUACCAGUCAAAAGUUUGUACACCCCUACUCAUUCAUAGGUUUGUCUUUUCUACAUGGUAGAACAAUACUGAAGACAUUAAAGCUAUGAAAUAACAUCUGGAAUUAUGUGGUAAAAAACAAAAAGGGUUUCAUAUUUUAGAUUCUUCAAAGUAGCCAGUGUUUACCUUGACGCUUUACACACUAUCGGCAUUAUCUUAACCAGCUUCAUGAGGGAGUCACCUGGAAUGCUUUUCAAUUAACAAGUGUGCCUCGUCAAAAGUUAAUUAGUGCAAUUUCCUGCCUUCUUAAUGCAUUCGAGAUCAAACAGUAAAUGAUAAAUAAUAAAAAUACAGUAAAUAGCCCUAUUCCACAACUGUAGUAAUCCAUAUUAUGUCAAGAACCGCUCAACUAAGUAAAGAGAAACGACAUCCAUCAUUACUUUAAGACAUGAAGUGCCUUUUUAAUUCAUAAAAAUAAAGAAAAGCCAUUAAAUUAGAAGGCAUGUCCAAACUUUUGACUUGUGCUGUAUGUAAAAUAUUCUGUGUGCAUCAGGAUUAGGAAUUUAAUUUGGUCAAAAGCAUGGUACAAUAUACAGUGCUUUAAUGCCGCUUUUCCACUACCAAUGCGGCUGAGUCGGGCUGAGCCGUGCCGUGCUGAGUCGAGCUGAGCGGGGCUGUUGGAGUUGCAUUUCGACUACAACCGCGCUGAACCGUGCUGGCUGGAAGUGGGUGGACACAUUGGGUGGAGUUAGCAAAAGUGGGUGGACGUCACGUGAUGUCGUUAGGCGGCGCAAACAGUGACAUCAGUGAUCUUUUAAGCGGUAGUCUCACGACCCGGAUAGUAAACAAUAAACAUGGAGGACAUGGAGUUGUUAGUGUUGCUGGUCUUGGUGCUGUGGCUUGUUGUCACCGACAACGCCAACAGAUACUGGCAAGAGCGUAUAGAUGAGACGAGGCGAAUAAGGCUUCAGAAAUUCUCGUAAUUCUUCUUCUUCCGGGUUUACGGUGUUUACAGAUCUCAGCGUGCUUGCGGGGCGUGUGUGGGCAUGUGAGGACACUCCUCCUCACCAAUCAGUGCACAGGGGAGUGUCUCCUCACGCCCCUAGCCCCACUCGGCUCGGUUUGGCUCGCUUCAGCCCUACUCCAAAACCGUGCGAGUUUUGGGGGCUGAGUAGGGCUGAAGCGAGCUGAGUCGUGCUGCUCUGAGGUAGUCGAAACGCGAGCCGUGUCGGGCUGAAGUGAGCUGAAAAAGGGUAGUGGAAAAGGGCCAUAAGUCUCCUAACUCCUCAGCAGUGUUUUGUUUGGCUCAGUGCUGGAGACCAACUGAAACUAUCUUUUAAAUAUAAAAUAUGGGAUUAUGUUUAGUGACCUCAAAUUCUCAACACCCAAGACAACAGAGCACAGCAAUUGCUGUUGUAAGGGAUCCUGAUCAAGGGAUAAACGUUGUUGCAGAUUUAUUAUGUUCCUAAAACUGUAUGCUUUAAGCCCUUUUUAUGUGGUUUGUGUGUACGCAGAUUGUACUGUGAUGUAUUUCUUACAGUAAUUUGGGAAAUUCUAUCUAUCACUACAAAUUGUGUAAUAUCUGAUAUUAGUUAUGCCAAAUUACAUCAUCUUGUGUUUGUGUGAAUUAUUUUACUGUGGGCAAUAAAAUGUUUGUUCUUUUA